Molecule: messenger RNA, 1599 nt
Organism: Coccidioides posadasii C735 delta SOWgp
Lineage: Eukaryota; Fungi; Ascomycota; Eurotiomycetes; Onygenales; Onygenaceae
Source: RefSeq, a predicted model, not a curated record
AUGGCCAAAGGAGUCUGGGAGAACAUUAGCGCUGCGAAGCGCGAAGCUCUGCUCUCCUCUAUCCCCCCCGAAUGGAUAAUCCCUGCCAAUAUCAUUCCUCCAGAAUCACAGAAUGAUGUUACUACUUUUCCUGAGAAUUCAGGCUGGUUCACCUCCGAAGAGCUGAAGAUCACAAACACACCUGCCCACGAGAUCCUUGACAAGACCACAUCCGGUGUCUGGACGGCCGAAGCUGUCACUCGUGCCUUUUGCAAGAGAGCCGCAGCGGCACAUCAGUUGACCAACUGCCUCUCGGAGACGCUGUUCCCGGAGGCCAUAGAGACGGCAAAGGCGCUUGACGCCCAUCUUGCCUCGACCGGGAAGCCCAUCGGUCCCCUUCACGGCCUGCCCAUCUCCCUCAAAGACAACUUCAACGUCAUCGGCAAGGAUUCCACUCUUGGUUUCAGUGCCUGGGUCAAUGAUCCGGCAACCUACAACAGCGUUCUCACCAACCUCCUUCGUGAUGCCGGAGCUGUUCUUUACGUUAAGACAAAUGUCCCCACUGCGAUGAUGAUUGCGGAGACUGUGAACAAUGUCUUUGGACGGACAACGAAUCCACGGAACAGACUCCUUACCUCCGGAGGUUCAUCGGGCGGUGAAUCAGCUCUGAUUGCAUUUGGCGGAAGUCCACUGGGCGUUGGGACAGAUAUCGGUGGUUCUCUCCGUAUUCCCGCAGCCGUCACCGGUAUUUUCACCCUCCGUCCCUCCUUUGGACGAUUCCCGAACUUCCAUACAAAAUCCGGACUCGCUGGUCAAGAAUCGGUACUCAGCGUCAAUGGGCCCAUGGGACCUUCCCUUGAUUCACUUUCUCUCUUCGCAUCUACAGUAACAAAUUCCCAGCCUUGGCUCAAGGACCCUAAGUGUAUCCCUAUCCCCUGGAGAAAUGUUGAGCCCAAAAAGAAGCUCAAGAUCGGAAUCAUGUGGGAUGACGGCAUGGUUCGCCCCACGCCUCCAGUACGCCGAGCACUAAAGGAAACCGCAGAGAAACUCCAAAAAGCAGGCCAUGAGAUCGUCGACUGGGCUCCAACGGGGCACGACAAGGCUAAUGAUAUUCUGGACCGCUUCUUCCUCUCCGACGGCGGGAAAUCCGUCCAGAAACUCCUCUCCUUAUCCGACGAGCCCAUCCGUCCCGAGAUGGAACGCUACGGCAGAGCCGUCGACCGCGGGGUCUACGAGCUCUGGCAGCUCCACGCUGAGCGAAACACGCUGCAGAAAGAGUACAUUGACCGGUGGAGCACCGCAGGCCUAGACGCUAUUCUCUGCCCGGUAUGCCCCUUCGCAGCCGUUGAACAUGGCAAGUUCAAGCACGUCGGCUACACUGGCGUCUACAACAUCCUCGACUACUCGUGCCUUUCUUUCCCAUGCAACGUGACCGUAGACCAGGCGAUCGACAUCCCCCGGACGGACGAGGCGCCACUAAGUGACGUAGACGAGCAGGUCCAGAAAGAGUAUAACCCAUCCGCCAUCCAUGGCAUGCCCGUCAGCUUGCAACUCGUUGGCCGGAGAUUAGAAGAAGAGAAGGUGAUCAUGAUGGGCCAAGUCAUUCUCAAGGCCCUCUAA